Molecule: messenger RNA, 1190 nt
Organism: Dendroctonus ponderosae (mountain pine beetle)
Lineage: Eukaryota; Metazoa; Arthropoda; Insecta; Coleoptera; Curculionidae
Gene: Ldsdh1
Product: short-chain dehydrogenase/reductase family 16C member 6
Exons: 6
Coding region: 106-1095 (329 amino acids)
Cellular component (GO): lipid droplet
Molecular function (GO): oxidoreductase activity, acting on the CH-OH group of donors, NAD or NADP as acceptor
Source: RefSeq, a predicted model, not a curated record
AUUCCAACAGCAUCGGGCUUGUUGCGGUUAGAACGCAGAUAAUUUUACUUACGAUUUAAAUAUUGUAAGAAGAGAGUAUAUUCGAGCAAAUAAAUAAUUGUUGGGAUGUCUUCUACUACGCCUGAAUUAAAAACAAGCCAUAUCAACGUCCUCAAGCAUAAUGCAUUUUGUCUAGGUGGAAAAGCAUUGGACAUAACUUGCAUGUUAGUGCAAGUCAUUUUAUUUCUCUGCAAAUUGAUCUAUUAUUGGAUUGAAGUGUUUUAUAUGAAAAUAAAUCCUCCUCGUCCACAAUCAGUGAGUGGAGAAAUAAUUCUGAUUACAGGUGCAGGUCAUGGCAUUGGCAGAGAGCUGGCUCUGGUGUACUCCGCAAAAGGUGCAACUGUCGUUGGAUGGGACAUCAAUAAAACAGCAUGCGAUGAAACGAUUAGGCGAAUAGCAAGUUUCAGAGGUCGCCCUAAAGCAUUUUCUUUUCAAUGUGAUAUUACCAAUAGAGUAGAAGUUCUCCAUGUCGCCAAAGAAGUGGAAGCAAAAGUUGGUCAGGUUACAAUUUUAGUCAACAAUGCCGGUAUUAUGCCUUGCCACUUAUUGAACCAGCAUACAUGCAAAGAAAUCGAGUCCGUUUUCGCCGUUAAUUUAAUUUCGCACUUUUGGCUUUUGGAAGCGUUUCUACCGGGAAUGAAACAAACAAAUCGAGGGCACAUAGUGAGUCUGUCCUCGAUGGCGGGUCUAAUCGGAUGUGCAAAUUUAGUGCCGUACUGCGCUUCGAAAUUUGCGGUUCGUGGAUAUAUGGAAUCUUUAUCUGACGAGCUCAGAUUUACAAAUACGAAUAAUAAAAUUAAACUUACAUGCGUUUAUCCCUAUAUGGUCGAUACCGGUUUGUGCAAGAAACCCAGAAUUAAAUAUGAAAAAGUCAUGCCCUUGUUAUCGCCAAUGGAUGUUGCACAGGAAAUUUACAAUGCACAAACUAACGGAAAGAGAGAAAUUACUAUACCAGGAUAUUUGAAUGGGCUUGUACAAUUGGGGAGGUUAUUGCCAUACAGGGCUGCAAUCGCAUUAAAAGACACAUUUGAUACGUUCGUAGAGUCUGACCUAUAGGGAAGGUAUGAGGCGGUAGAAGAGGACAAACUACUUCAUGGUAUAAGCAAUAACAAAAUAACAUAUGUACUAUAAAAAUAAAUAUUUAAUCAAUA